AUGGCGACAAUCAGCAUCAAAGACCACGGUCUCCCCGACGACACCCACAAUCUUUACGACGUCACCUUCUGCACCGACGAAAUUCACACCCUCCUUGCCCAAUCCCCCGGUCCCCUCCACCAAUGGCUCCUCGAAACCACCCAGCACCAGCGGACGACCUCCAACUCAUCCGCCGCCGCGCCGGUGGUGGUCGGCCUGGACGUGGAGUGGCGCCCCAACUUCAGCCGCAACAUGGAUAACCCAAUCGCGACCCUCCAGCUCUGCGUGGGCAACAGGUGCGUGAUCUUCCAGCUGAUCCACUCCCCCUCAAUCCCUCAAUCCCUCUUCGAUUUCCUCCGGAGCAAGGACUACGUCUUCGCUGGCGUCGGAAUCGACGGCGACGUGGAGAAGCUGUUGGAGGAUUACGGCUUGAAAGUGGCCAAUGUUGUUGACCUGAGGCAACUGGCGGCGAGUAAGCUUGGAGUGAAGGAGCUGAAGAACGCGGGGCUGAAGCAGCUGGCGAAGGAGGUGCUGGGGAAAGAGAUCGCCAAGCCCAAGAGGGUACAGAUGAGCAGGUGGGACAACCCUUGGCUAACUCCUGUCCAAGUUCAGUAUGCCUGCAUUGAUGCCUUUUUGUCUUGUAAGAUUGGGGAAACUCUCAUGGCUGCCGCGGAAGCUGGUAGUGGUGGUGCUUAG
This is a messenger RNA of Linum tenue, 675 nucleotides long. The record is from the annotation of a GenBank genome assembly. Lineage: Eukaryota; Viridiplantae; Streptophyta; Magnoliopsida; Malpighiales; Linaceae.